AUGCAAGUUUCCAAGUCAAGAAGAUCAUUUUAUCUCCAAGUGUUAGUUCUCGCUGCGCGCAGAACGAAGCUUCGGAAGUUUGGCCGCGCGCGGAGGAGUUCCCGACGUCCAAAAGUUACGAUCUUGAUAUGGAAAGAUAGAUACUUGAGUCAUGCAUCACGUCGAAGUGGAAUGAAGCCAUUUGGAUCAACUAUGAGGCCUAGACUUAUUUUCUACCGAGACAUGUCCGGUAAGCGAGUAAACGAAGCCCAUGGAGGAUUUGGAGUGUCUAAUGGCCCGAGCAGCAGCGCCAAAGGCCUUGAUCGAA
This is a messenger RNA of Microthlaspi erraticum, 307 nucleotides long. NCBI's taxonomy places the organism in Eukaryota, Viridiplantae, Streptophyta, Magnoliopsida, Brassicales, Brassicaceae. The record is from the annotation of a GenBank genome assembly.